Maylandia zebra (zebra mbuna) is the source of this 2499-nucleotide messenger RNA. It is a transcript of the gene lg17h1orf53, whose product is annotated as linkage group 17 C1orf53 homolog. NCBI's taxonomy places the organism in Eukaryota, Metazoa, Chordata, Actinopteri, Cichliformes, Cichlidae. The record is from RefSeq and is a predicted model, not a curated record.
CUGUGCAGCAACGUGGGGAGAGGCUGGAUUUGAACAGUGUAGAUAACAUGAGCAGGGAAAGGCGCAUUCGCGUUUCUUUCCUCACACAGUGUCACAGUUGUUCUCUUAAUAAAAGCCGCUCCCUGCUUGUAACCUGCAGAUGGUUUAUCGCAGAAGCAUGUUUCGCAAAAACUUCCCGAGUAAAGCGUUUGUCUGCAGACUCGUUCUUCUCUGCUUCCACUUGAAUAAACGACUCGUAGCGAUGUCGAUGCCAAAGCUGUCGAGAGAAAGCUCCGAGCCACCGGCGAACAGCGGCGCGUCACAGAUCGACGAAGGCACGACAGCAGCAGACGUCAGCGACGCGGGGGGCGAAAACGACCCCUCCUCCGCGGGAAAGUUCACAGAGGGCGAGAUGGCCAUCCACAGAAUCCAUAGACUAGCGUGUGCGGCAAAGAAGCAGAUGUACGUUGACCCUUCCAGCGGGUAUAAGGUGUUCACAGAGUAUGCCCACCUUCAGAGAGGGAAGUGCUGCGGCAGCGCGUGCAGACACUGUCCAUAUGGCCAAGUCAACGUGAAGGACCCCGCCACGAAGAAGCGGUUCAAUUCCCUGUUUUACGUGUAGACCUAACAGCCUCGUGCCAAGGUAACACGCUAGGAGCCUGUUUGGAAUGGAAGCCACCGCACAUUGCUUGUCUUCUGCCUGUCGUUAUUUGGACUACUUGAGUCAUUUUUUUCUUUUAGCCGUGUAAUAAAUGAUGAAAUAUGGGUAGUGUCUGUGCAAUACCUAUCUCUUAUGAAUCACAACUAUUCUUAGGAUUAUUUUCAUUCUGGCAAAAUGGGAAAGGAGGAGAACGGAUUUGUUCACUAGACCCUCAUGCAAACCAGCCUUUUAUCACAUUUUUGUUUUGUUCUGUUUUGCAGAUACUUGUUUUUUCCUCUCAGUGUCCAGUGAAAUGCCUUUGAGCCUCAUUUUUUCUUUUCUCUUCAAGAGUAUUUAAUAUUUUGUAGUAUUCUGCUCUUCUGAUGCAUUUACAAGGGUUGUGGGAGUAUGGAGAUGAAAAACUGAGAGUGCAUUUUAGAUCUUUGCCCUCCAGAUAAAGGGCAUAUAAGCGAAAGUAACUGUAAGAUAGUCAGAUGGAGUCUUGUGCUCUUUUGCUUCGCAUCGCUUGUUAUUUUUUUUCUCUCCCAAACGUACGACUGCAUGAAUAUUAGCAUCAUUUACACACCACAAGUGCUUGACUGAACUGUCUACCUUUGACUGAGAUACUGUGUUGUUAAAAAUAGGAAGGUGCCAGGGGUCAGCCCUCACACUUGGCUGCGCUGCUUUUACACCACUUGAUGGAAUCAGGCUGUUAGCAAACAUGCCACGGACAUCAACAGCAGCCCUCCCCACCGGACUUGCAGCUCAGCCUCCUGGCAACACUCGGCUACAGUGCAGCUCCCCGCGGCUGCUCUCCUGAGCCGCAGCCUAAUGAACUCCUGGGCCCUCUCAUCCCAGGACUGCAAUAGAUCAGCUCGGCGCUCACCAGCUCGCUUAGACGCACACAUGCGCAGGCAGGCUCGCUCCAUCGCAACACUGCGUGGCUCCUAAUAGGCCGAUAUAGAAUAAAGGUUGCACUUGACCGCGCGCUUCGUAGCCCUGAGUGAUAGCGCUAGGUAAGGUCAAGCGCUCGUAUAGAACUACCUAUGCCGUGGAAAGAUGAUUUGCGAGUGCAUGUGGGUAGGCGGCGUGACGCCUCCGGGCGCUCGCCGGAAACCCAACGCGCACGCUCGUCCUUCUCCGCCCGAUUGGGCAAACGGCAUCGCCAUGAGAGGACGUGUCUUUUCCUCGGCAGGUGGGUCCCAAAGGCAAGUGCUUAGCGAUCGGAGCAAAGCCCUGUGAGCGGCUGCAAGGAGAUCGGUGAUCCCGACAGUGCUGGGGAGGACAGGUUCUGGGGACGCGUCGUCAGGCGGGAUGAGAGGCGAGUUUAUUUGGUGUUAUUCUAAACCGAGGCAGCGGAGCGUGCGGCAGCAACAUUUCUACAGCGGGACGGCGAAGGUGUCACACUCAUCAAGUACCUGGGCCCGCUUGCCUGCCGCGGCUCUGCCGGUUUUGCCUAGGGACUCGUCUGUCACAUUAAAGUAGAUGCAUUGCCAUUCAGGGCCUCGGCGGUCCCGCAGCCUGACCAUGAAAUAGGCCAACUUUCAUGUCUGCCUCAUCCCUCCACGUCUUCCCAAUCCAGUGAUGGCACAGUUUGAAUUUUUUCCCCUCCAUCCUCUUCCAGCCUAGCAGUUUGUGACUGAGACGCAAACAGCACACCUUCCACAGAUUAGCAGAGAAAUGCACUCCGGUUACUAAUUCAUCCUUAAUUCAUUAGCGUUGAUUGAGUAGCCUGUGAAGUGCACUGGGACAAUGAGAGAGAGCGUUCAGCUAGUUUCUGUGUUUAAUCACUGAAACAAAUUAAUUUAUCUAACGUUGAUUAAAGUCCCGCCUUUUAUUUGGGUUGUCUCUGGGUUGAGCUGCACCACGAUCAUUUUCUC